CGGACUUUCAAAAGGGAGGCAAGUCACCGCUUGGUUACUCACUCACCACAGUCAGAAUCACAAGCGGAUUCCGAGAACCCAGCUGAAUCGCUCGUCAAGUCCGCGCCGCGGCGCCGUCGAGAGAGCUAGCACACGGACACAGCCCACUAUGGCGGCCGCGGCGCGCGCGAUCAUCUGCGAGUUGGCUCCGCAGAAGGCGGCGGUGCAGCUGCCCACGCCGCCGAGGACGCGUUACGGUGGGAAGGUCGUGCUCCAGCCGCGGCUGUGCACGCUCCGGUCGUACGGCGCCGGCAGCGGCGUGGUGACGCGGAGGAUGCUGGAGGGGGAGGAGGAGGGUAACGCGGGUGCGGACUCGGGUGGCUCUUCUGCCUCCCCGUUCUUUGCGUCGCUCGCCGACUACAUCGAGAGCUCCCGCAAGAGCCAGGACUUCGAGACCAUCUCCGGCCGCCUCGCCAUGGUCGCGUUCGCGGCGGCCGUGGCGGUGGAGGUGACGACGGGCAGCUCGCUGUUCAAGAAGCUGGACAUGAUGGAGAUUGAGGAGGCAGCAGGUGUGUGUGUGGCCGUGGUCGCCUGCGCCGCCGCGUUCGCGUGGAUCUCCAGCUCGCGCAACAGGAUCGGACAGAUGUUCACGCUGGGCUGCAACGUCUUCGUCGACGCGUUCAUCGACAACAUCGUCGAGGCGCUCUUCUCCGAGGGCGAGCUCCAGGACUGGUCCGACGACGUAUAAGCACGCACGUAUAUACGUAUAGAGACUAGAUAGAAAGUUUAUGUAUAUAAAACAAGUAUAGAUAGAUCAAAAGUUGCUGAGUGAGAUCCACGCAUUUCGCAAGCUUCGUCUACGGAUGCACGGUGGCAGCGGAGUUUGUUCUGUAUUUUUCCGAGAUGGAUCCCUGCGUACGUGCCAGGUGUGGAUAAUACAGAAUCCCAAUCAUCUGAGAGCGAGAACUCAUGCACACGGUCUUGCAAGGGUGUUGCAUGUUCUUCUGUGAUCAGACCUCUGUCUGACUGACUGUCUGCGUCGGAGUUGCUUUGGUUUUCAGAACAUGCAUAAUGUUUUUGUGUAGUCAAGCCCGUGAAAUGUGUAGAUCUCAUCAGAGAAAUAGUGUACCGGGGAGGAUUAGCCCCAUAAGUUAACUGUCUGUACCUACUACUACACCUACUGAGCUUGUAAUUAGAGACUCACUGAAGCAUGUAUUUUCCUGAGGAUGAAUAAAAAACAUGUACCUAGUACUGGACCU
This is a messenger RNA of Phragmites australis (common reed), 1238 nucleotides long. RefSeq names its product stress enhanced protein 2, chloroplastic-like. Lineage: Eukaryota; Viridiplantae; Streptophyta; Magnoliopsida; Poales; Poaceae. The record is from RefSeq and is a predicted model, not a curated record. The coding region runs from base 149 to 727 and encodes 192 amino acids. Gene Ontology annotation, biological process: cellular response to high light intensity. The transcript has 2 exons.